Drosophila virilis is the source of this 1571-nucleotide messenger RNA. Its product is annotated as clavesin-1. Gene Ontology annotation, cellular component: membrane. Gene Ontology annotation, molecular function: phosphatidylinositol bisphosphate binding. The record is from RefSeq and is a predicted model, not a curated record. NCBI's taxonomy places the organism in Eukaryota, Metazoa, Arthropoda, Insecta, Diptera, Drosophilidae.
ACUUUAUUGUUUUUCUUCUCGUGAAGUGUCGAAACUUUGAAUAUUGUGCCUGCCCAUAGAAAGUGCAUUUAAUUUAAACUUGAACAUCCACAAAACUAAGUUAUCAAAACACUAUGGCCAAAAUAAGAGAGCUGGUGCCAGAGCUGGCGGAAGUGGCGCGCUUGGAGCUGAACGAGGAUGAGGCAAACCGAGAUGCGUUAAUUGUGGCCCUGCGUACUUGGAUCGAUGAACAGAACUAUCUGGUGGCGCGUACCGAAGAUCAGUUUCUAGUCGCAUUUCUGCGUUUCUGUCAAUGGGAUCUGGAGGAAGCCAAAAAGCGUGUGCUCUUCUUCUACAACUACAAGUCCAAGGAACGCAGCCUACUCAAGUGUCGCUCGGUAGAUGACAAGGUCCUCGAGCUGGCCAGAUCAGGUAUAUUUGCUACACUACCCAAUCCCAUUGGACCAGGCGGUCCACGUAUCCACUACACACGCAUGGGGCACAUAGAGACUUCCAAGCAUAGCGUUUCCGACAUUUUUCGCUUCCAUGCCUUCCGCUCUGAAAUUGAGAUCAACACCGACGACAACUGGAACAUUGCUGGCGUUGUUGAGGUUAUUGAUUUUACUAAAAUACCUUACUCGUUGCUGCUGCAGUUCGAUCCCAGCUUGUUCAAGCGCAUGAAUGCCUUCCUCGAGCAUGGUUUACCCACGAGCUUAGUAGCCACGCACAUUGUGAAUGCCUCGCGAGAAACACAGUUUGUGCUCACCAUAAUCCGCAAUGUUAUGAAACAGAAGGAACUGCUGCACAUACAUCCCAAUUUGGAGUCGUUGUACAAGGCCAUCGGCAAAGAGUAUCUGCCGGUGGAGUUGGGCGGCAAUAAUGGUUCACUGAACGAAGCCAUCACACGCUAUGAGCUGCAACUGAACAGCUUUACGAAUUACUUCAAGGAUGAGGAGCGUUUUGGCGUUGACGAGAAGCUGCGGGCUGCCAGCGAGAAGGAGCAGCGCCCCACACUGGUCGCCGGGUCCGCCAAUGAGGACGGCACCUUUCGCAAGCUGACCUUUGAUUGAGGCUGUGACAGCGGCGGUGGCAGUUAGUUGUAUAUUCAGAUGCACAUACUAUACACACCUCUCUCUAUAUUUACAUACAUAUACAUAUAUAUAUAUAUAUAUAAAUAUAUAUGUACAUAACCCAUCCAUAUAUGUACUACAGCGAACUUUGGACAUAGCUGAACCUGAUAUUUUAUAACAAUUGAUAGAAAGCAACAUCGAAACCUAAAGCAAAUUGAACAAUGUUACAACUAAAACAAAGUGCACUAAAAACAAAAGAAAAUAGUGAAAGAAAGAAAAAACAACAAAAAACGCCAUCAAAUGGCAAAAACCUCAUGAAUGUCGAUUAUAAUUUAUUGUCGGUCUUAUCAACGCACAUACCCCCAUGUCUACGAUUAGUCGCCCCCAAAAAUCGUUCUCGCCACAUUUUGCUUACAAUGGACGUCUUCUACUUAUAUACUAUGCUAAGUUCUUGUUGGCUUUUAUUUUAAUACAUAUACAUACAUAUAUAAAUAUCUAAUUUUUCGAUCAUUUUUGCGUUAA